Messenger RNA from Brassicogethes aeneus, 2227 nucleotides. NCBI's taxonomy places the organism in Eukaryota, Metazoa, Arthropoda, Insecta, Coleoptera, Nitidulidae. The record is from the annotation of a GenBank genome assembly.
GAAAAUAUGUAAGAUGGCCGUGAAUUUUAUCUAAUGACAUUUAUCGUUUAGUUUUCGUUAUCUUUUAAAAAAACAAUUUCAUCGUAACGUGUUUGUAAGUAAGAAAAUGCCCAGACGGAAUAAUGACAUUCCCUUAGAAUUAGAUAGUCCAAGAGGAAGGGUUUCCAUUAACAAUAGUUUUGAGUCAAGAUGCACGAAACAGGGCGAAUUGUUUACCGAUUUAGGCUUAAAACAAUGGAGAUUGGGGAAACCUAUAGGCAUUGGGGGUUUUGGAGAGAUUUACCUGGCUUCCGAUGACUUAUCCAGAGAAAUAAAGACUGACACUUCUUAUGUGGCAAAAGUUGAAAAGCAUACAAAUGGUCCUUUAUUUGUUGAAAUUAAUUGUUAUUUAAGAAUUGCUAAGGAGUAUAUGGUUGAACAUUGGAAACAACAACACAAUUUGUCUCAUUUGGGUAUGCCCCAUUAUGUUGCAUCAGGUUCACAUGUUAUAGAAGACGAAAAAUAUCGAUUUUUGAUCAUUCCCAGAUACAAAAAGGAUUUAGAGAGAAUAUUAAGACAAAAUAAAUAUUUUAACCUUAAAACAGUAUUGACAAUUUCCUACCAAAUUAUGGAUGUUUUGGAAUAUAUACACCAUCAUGGAUAUAUUCAUUCAGAUAUUAAGGCUCAAAAUAUAAUGUUGGAAUCCCCAGUGAAAUCAAAAUCCAAGGAAGUUGCAGUCAGAAAAAGAGGCACUGCUAAAAAAACCCAACUCAAGAGGAAACCCAGAAAAUUAAGAAACUUACGACCUAUUAAUUAUAAUGAUGACAUGCAAGAAUUUUUUGAUUUUAUAGAUAAAGCAAAGUUAUCAAGCCCUAAGGCUGGUAAAAAUGAGGAAAUGUGUGAUAAAAUAUAUUUGUUAGAUUAUGGUCUAGCUUCGAAAUACAGACAGUUGAAUGGAGAACAUAAAGAAUUCUGUACUGAUGAAAGGAAAGCCCAUGCUGGUACAAUUUUAUUUUGCUCUCGGGAUGCACACAAAGGAGUACCAUCAAGAAGGUCUGACUUGGAAUCCCUAGGAUACAAUAUUAUUUAUUGGCUGACAGGAAAUUUGUUAUGGUCUGAAGACGUAGAUGACCCAGCAGUUGUGGAAAGGAAGAAAAACAAGUGCAUGGCAGACAUACCCAACUUUUUGGGCUUUUGCUUUAAUGGCGACUGCCCAAAAUUUUUAAUGGAAUAUUUUACUUACAUAGAAAAACUAAAGUUUGAAGAAUACCCAAAUUACCAAUAUUGUAGGCAACUAUUUAAAAAGGCUGUGAAUGAGUAUGGUUAUAAAGACGAUAUGAGGUUGGAUUUAGAAAAUCUGGAAGGUUGGGGUAGUAAGCAAAAGAAAAUCAAAAGUUGUGGUAGGGAAAAUAUUAAGCCCAGAGUGUUAAUAUCCAUGGGCCCUCCUAAAUUUGUUGUAAAUUCAAAGACUAAUGUAAUAUUUAAAAGGCCUAAAUUAAGGAAAAAAGCCAAAGCCAACACAAAUGAUUCAAUGAUGAACUGGUCAAAGAUAUUAGUCGACAACCCAGAAGAAAUUUUUAGAGCAGCCAGAGAAAGAAAAAAUACUGAAGGGAGCGAUUCUGGGGGUGCAAAUAUUUUGGACAUGGACAUAGAAAGCAUGAAUCCCACCUAUGCAAUGCUAGAAGUUUAUAAUAAAUACAAAGAACAAUCUGACAUAUCUCCUAGAUACAAAGGAGAAAGUACUGUAGAGCAUGUGGAAGGUUACACGCCGGCUAUGAUGAGCGUCCUCAUAAAAAAAAUUGAACGUGAUUUGAUAGAGGAAGAGAAAAUUUUUACAAAAAAUAUGAGUACAAAAAGGUCAAAAGGUAGCAAAGGCCCUUCUAAAAAGAAGCGUUCACAAAUUGUAAAAAAGGUUGAAACCCCGCGAUACACAAGAGUUACAAGAAGUACAUCAGCAUUAAAUAAUAAUAAUAAAAAGUCUUCACCCCCCAAGAAGUCAAAAAGCGUUCCUAUUACUAGACAAAAAAACAGCCUAAGGGGUUAAUUGCCAAGAAUAAAAAAUAAAUAAUAAUAUUAUGUUGCAUUAGUAAUAAGUUUGUAUCAGGGACUAGAGUAAAGUUUUAAGCACUUUUUCUUGUUCAUUUAUUAUUUAUAAUGAGUAACACUUUAUUAAAAAGUACAUUUAUUUAUAUACAUACAUAUAUGUUUCUUGAUUAAUCAUAGUUUUACUCAUUAAAAUUUUAAAUAA